AUGCAAAUCCUGGGCAGGGUCCCACGAUUACGGGGUCCGACAACGAAAGGGUACCGAAUCCAGGGUCCCGACGACUGCGGGUCCCAACGCAAAGGACAUCCAACCUCGGGCGCAGCCCCUACGUCCUGGCGGGCAUUCUGCGCCACGAGCGCCCAGCGCGUCCGGCACCGCCAGAGUACAACCCUCGCGCCAGGCUCCGCCGCAGGACCGUCCCACUCUCUGGGACCACCAGGAGAUAUGGCUCACGUCCGGAGGGCACUCGCCAAUCCUCUGGUCGCCUGGGCCGCCAUGAGAUUCCCUCCCCCUCCGGAGACGCUAGGAUGGAGUGACUCCGCCCACAGCACCUAG
Messenger RNA from Morchella importuna, 348 nucleotides. RefSeq lists its product as uncharacterized. The transcript is spliced from 2 exons. Bases 1 to 348 code for a protein of 115 amino acids. NCBI's taxonomy places the organism in Eukaryota, Fungi, Ascomycota, Pezizomycetes, Pezizales, Morchellaceae. The record is from RefSeq and is a predicted model, not a curated record.